GAACUACUGUUCUCAAGCCGAUUCUUUGCACAUAUCUUCUUUGUGUGAUUUCCUCAAAGUCAGGGCAUGAACCAGAUUAACCACCACCCACCCACACGACGAGUCAAAACAAAAACGAAAAAGCUCCGUAGCCUAUAAGAUUUACGAUGGUACCGGGCGACUUUUACUAUUGGUACCGUUGAUUCGAUCCGGGUCAGAUGGGCACCAAUUUCGUAUAAAACUCAGGUCGUGGUUCGCGGGGGACCCAUUCGGUCAUGGCGAAGGUCGCGGUUCUAGUUGUGGUGCUUGUGGUGGUUUUGGGGUGUCUUGAUGGUACCAUCGCUCGUAUCACCCGAUCGCACAAACUUCUAACUGAACAACAAAGCAACAUUCCUGGUGUUAAAAUCGAAGAAGCUGCAGAUGGCGAAGAACCAACCACUAUUGCAAACAAUGAAGGUCUAAUAACGAACGAAACAACGAAAGGACUUAGCGAUGGAAACGUCGCAUUUGAUGACGAUUUUAUCCAACCGGAGGGUAGAGUUUUAUAUCGGGGUAGUCAGUUGUGGAAAAUUUUAGUGGACACUGAAGAGAAGGCUGAACUGUUGGCUGGACUAAGAGAUGGAGAAGAAAUCACAAUGUGGGGAGGAAAUGCCUCUACAGUGGACAUUUUAGUAAAACCCGAUGCAAGAGAUAAAGUUAGAAAAGCGCUGGAUGCGGAAAACAUCAAAUACGACAUAACAAUUGACGAUCUACAAGCAGCUAUAGAUGAAGAAAAUCCUCCACUAGAAGAGGAAGACUUUGAUAACAGAAACGGUCAUAGGCUGACAUGGCAGGCCUAUCAUCGUUUAGACGAUCUUCAAGGGUAUUUGGACUUUUUAGCUGAGACAUAUCCUGACUUGGUCAAACUCCAAACCAUUGGUAACUCCGUUAAUGGACGGCCUAUUAGGUUACUUAAAAUAUCCAAUGGACAAACAGGAAAUAAAGCAAUUUGGAUUGACGGCGGUAUACAUGCACGAGAAUGGAUCACGCCAGCAACAGUAACGUACAUAAUAAAUCAGUUCAUUUCCAAUUGGGAAAAUGAGCCAAAGUACAUCCAGAACAUUGACUGGUAUUUUGCACCACUACUUAAUCCAGAUGGGUAUGAAUACACUCAUACUGUAGACAGAUUGUGGAGGAAAAAUCGAAGGGGGUCUGGUCGAUGUGCUGGCAUUGAUUUAAACAGAAACUUUGGGUAUCGCUGGGGAGGAUCGGGAUCAUCGAAAAACCCUUGUGCCGAAACUUAUGGGGGAUCUGGCGCAUUCUCAGAACCCGAAACUGCUGCCGUUCAAAAAUUCAUUAGUGGCUCAAGUGCGAAAUGGAAGGGCUACAUUUCCUUCCAUUCCUAUGGACAAUAUAUUCUUUACCCAUGGGGUUACAACAGAGUUGUUCCUCCAGACUAUCAAGACUUGGAGGCAGUAGGCCAGAAGGCGGCACAAGCCAUAAAGGGUGCAGGAGGACCUUCAUAUACCGUUGGACCUGCAGGCAAUACGUUGUAUCCAGCAGCGGGAGGCUCUGAUGAUUGGGCCAAGGGCACCAUGAAAAUCAAAUAUGCCUACACGAUUGAACUUAGAGAUAAUGGAAGAUACGGUUUUGUUCUACCAGCCAGUUAUAUUCAACCAACAGCAAAAGAGGCUCUCGCCGCAGUGAAAAUAAUAGCUGAGGCCUCAUACACUGCUUAAAACAUGGAGGAUUGGAAAACUUUUGAGUGGUUAGCUGUGAUAUUAGGAAUAUCCUACGGUAAUUAAUUUACAUUAUCUCUAAACUAUAUCGCAAUUAAAGGAAAAUCAGGUUAAUAAUAUAUGUUUUAUAAGCCAACUGAUAAAAUAACUUCGGAUGUAAGUAUGGUUUUCGGUUUAAUGCGUUGUCAAUUUACUUUUACGUAAGAUAUACAUAUGUUUUUUAUAUAUCAGUUUUUAGUUUGUAUUUUAGAAUAUUAGGGUGGUGCUCUGUAAAUUACCUAUAGGUAGGCAGUUUAAGUGUAAUAUCAUUUAUAUGAAACGUUGUAUAACACAGAGAACAAGUCGCACCAGGAAGUAUUCUUGAUUUUUGUUGUAACUAUUUAUUUAUUUGUAGUUUAUAGCGUUUAUACUUAUUGUCGUCAUUUGAUAAAUAAUAUCAGCUACUAGUA
Dendroctonus ponderosae (mountain pine beetle) is the source of this 2146-nucleotide messenger RNA. RefSeq names its product carboxypeptidase B. Gene Ontology annotation, molecular function: zinc ion binding; metallocarboxypeptidase activity. The coding region runs from base 255 to 1697 and encodes 480 amino acids. NCBI's taxonomy places the organism in Eukaryota, Metazoa, Arthropoda, Insecta, Coleoptera, Curculionidae. The record is from RefSeq and is a predicted model, not a curated record. Gene Ontology annotation, biological process: proteolysis. The transcript is spliced from 7 exons.